CAUACGUCACAUCCGGCACGGCGACGGCGGCUGCGUCUCUGCGCUGUGGGCCGGGCAGUAGUUAGUCUUGUGGGCGGUGGAAGUGGUCUAGCCCGGAGCAGUGAAGCCGGUGUGAGCCGGGAGGACCGGCAGGGUGAGAUUAUGGACGGUUCCUUCGUACAGCACAGCGUGAGGGUUCUGCAGGAACUCAACAAGCAGCGCGAGAAGGGCCAGUACUGCGACGCCACGCUGGACGUGGGGGGCCUGGUGUUCAAGGCGCACUGGAGCGUCCUGGCAUGUUGCAGCCAUUUCUUCCAGAGAAUCUACGGGGAUGGCUCAGGGGGCAGCGUCGUCCUCCCUGCGGGUUUUGCUGAGAUCUUCGGCCUCCUGCUGGACUUUUUCUACACUGGCCACCUCGCCCUCACCUCGGGGAACAGGGAUCAGGUGCUCUUAGCAGCCAAAGAGUUGCGGGUGCCCGAGGCUGUGGAACUCUGUCAGAGCUUCCAGCCCCAAACGUCAGUGGGUCAGGCACAGAGUGGACUGGGCCAGCCUGCCUCCCAGGACGUGAAGGGCCACCUCAAGGAGCCGACAGACUUGGUUGAGGAGGAAGUUUUCAGGACUCUGAGCUUGGCCUCUGUGGAUCAGGAGCCCAGAGAUAAUGAGCAGGCCCAGCUCGAGACGACGCCUGCUCAGAGCACCGGGGCCUUUCUCUGUGGGAAACUCAAGCAGGCUUUGAAGCCUCCUCCUUCAGAGGACAAAGAGUCCGAGGACUGCAAAGAGCCCGCGAGGCCCUUCGAGGCUGGAGGUGCCCCGCUGCAGGGCAACAGCCAUGAGUGGGAAGUGGUGGUUCAAGUUGAGGACGACAGGGAUGGUGAUUACGGCUCUGAGCCUGAGACUAUGCUGACCAGAAGGAAGUCAAAAGUGACCCGAAAGCCCUGUGCGGCCGAUCCAGCCCUGGGGGCGGGCUCCCUCCAGGCCGAGCCCUCCGAGCCCACUGAGGGCAGAAAAGGUGCAUCUGUGCCUGUCGAAUGUCCCACAUGUCAUAAAAAGUUCCUCAGCAAAUAUUACCUAAAAGUCCACAACAGGAAGCACACUGGGGAAAAACCCUUCGAGUGUCCCAAAUGUGGCAAGUGUUAUUUUCGCAAGGAGAAUCUCUUGGAACAUGAAGCCAGGAAUUGCAUGAACCGCUCAGAGCAGGUCUUCACAUGCUCCGUAUGCCAGGAGACCUUCCGCCGGAGGAUGGAGCUGCGGGUGCACAUGGUGUCUCACACAGGGGAGAUGCCCUACAAGUGUUCCUCCUGUGCCCAGCAGUUCAUGCAGAAGAAGGACUUGCAGAGCCACAUGAUCAAGCUGCACGGGGCCCCUAAACCCCAUGCGUGUCCCACUUGUGCCAAGUGCUUCCUGUCGAGAACGGAGCUGCAGCUGCAUGAGGCUUUUAAGCACCGUGGAGAGAAGCUCUUUGUGUGUGAGGAGUGUGGGCACCGGGCCUCGAGUCGCAACGGGCUACAGAUGCACAUCAAGGCUAAGCAUAGGAAUGAAAGGCCGUAUGUCUGUGAAUUCUGCAGCCAUGCAUUCACCCAGAAGGCCAAUCUCAAUAUGCAUCUGCGCACACACACAGGCGAGAAGCCUUUCCAGUGCCACCUCUGUGGGAAGACCUUCCGCACUCAAGCCAGUCUGGACAAGCACAACCGCACCCACACGGGUGAGAGGCCUUUCAGUUGUGAGUUCUGUGAGCAGCGCUUCACGGAGAAGGGCCCCCUCCUGAGGCACGUGGCCAGCCGCCACCAAGAGGGCAGACCCCACUUCUGCCAGAUCUGUGGCAAGACCUUCAAAGCUGUGGAACAGUUACGAGUGCACGUUAGACGACACAAAGGCGUGAGAAAGUUCGAGUGCACUGAGUGUGGCUACAAGUUCACUCGGCAGGCUCACCUGCGGAGGCACAUGGAGAUCCACGAUAGAGUGGAUAACUACAACCCGCGGCAGCGCAAGCUCCGGAACCUCGUCAUCGAGGACGAGAAGAUGGUGGUUGUGGCUCUCCAGCCGCCUGCAGACCUGGAGGUGGGCUCUGCAGAGGUCAUCGUGGAGUCGCUGACCCAGGGUGGCCUUGCCUCCCAGCUCCCUAGCCAGAGACUGUGCUCAGAGGAGAGCUUUGCUAGCCCCGGGGUCCUGGAGCCCUCUCUCAUCAUCACGGCUGCUGUCCCCGAGGAGGACUGUGACACCUAGACCCCUGCCCAGAUGGCCCCACUGACCAGUAAACACGUGACUUAGGA
Molecule: messenger RNA, 2249 nt
Organism: Apodemus sylvaticus (European woodmouse)
Lineage: Eukaryota; Metazoa; Chordata; Mammalia; Rodentia; Muridae
Gene: Zbtb48
Product: zinc finger and BTB domain containing 48
Exons: 11
Coding region: 142-2202 (686 amino acids)
Biological process (GO): regulation of transcription by RNA polymerase II
Molecular function (GO): RNA polymerase II cis-regulatory region sequence-specific DNA binding; protein binding; DNA-binding transcription factor activity
Source: RefSeq, a predicted model, not a curated record